AUGGCUGAGAUAUGUGACAACCCCGUGUACGUGCAGUCGGUGAAGGAGCACGGCGCCGCGUGGCGCGCUGGCCUCCGAGCCGGCGACCGCAUCCUGCGCGUCGACGCCGUGCCUGUGCACAGGCACACGCACCAGCAGGUGGUGCAGAUGAUACGAGCAAGCCCAGCGACAGUGCUCACAGUGCAACAGAACACAUCUCGCCACAAGACGCCCAUCACCGCGCCUGUGCCUGUAAAUCCGGAGAAGCAGCGCCAGCUGGAGGUGUCGAAGGUGUACACCAUGCGCCUCAUGCUGGAGCAGGAGCAGAAGUACAUCCGCGACCUGCGCAACGAGCUAUGUAAAGUGCCAGACGUACGCAAACAGACACAACUGGAGUCCGCAGAACUGCGCUGCUCCAAGCUGCAGCACGAAAUCGAUGCGUUGGCAGCUUCGCAGCCAUCGCCGCGCGCGCGCAACGACAAACCCAACUCGGGCUUCCUGAGCGGUCUCCCUCGCUCCCUGUCAAACUUGACCGGCCAUAGUUUACGAAACCUGCGGCAAAACCGACCCCGAGCCCCCGAUCCCGCCCCCAAUCCCGCUCCCUUAUUGAGACACAACUCGGAUGAAGGCAAACGCCGGCACAAUAACACAGUUCCAAUGGUCCCGACCACUUGUUUGGAUAACGUUUCGAAUAUAUCCCCUCCUCCGUUGCCCCCGCGUGCGGCCAACCCGCGCCCGUUCCCGAUGCACCGGUCGUUGCCCCCGACGCGCGAUAACCCGCCCGAGUUGAGAGGCACGCCGCCCGAGUUGGGUUACGACCCGGCCGCGUUGAGGAGGUCGUCGCACUCGCUGGACGGCGAGUUGGACGCCCCGGGCCCGCAGCCCAAUUCCAUAGCGAUGCAGAUGAACUACCCUCUGGUGAAUGCACCGCCGCCGCCGAUACAGGUAAUGCGAUGCGCGUGCGCCAACCUUCUGUUGAUAUUAACGGACGCGUACCGAAACGCGGCGGGAGUGUCUAACGCUACGCUGAGGCGAUGGGCCUACGAGAUACAGUCCACCUUCCUCAUACCAUCUGCGAUAUACCUUGACCAAAAACAACGUUUCCCACUAGAAUACGAGAAAGAAGAGCUUCUACGGAACGUGUUCCGUAAAGCGAGACAGAAAGCCAAAGAAGAGUUGAGCCAACAACUCAGCGAGUUUCAAGUCAAAAGACAAGUCGGAAGUGAUCGUGGUGGAGAGGCUAGUUUGUCAACGACUAAGAAACCGUUUCCUCUCUUUCCCUUAGGAAGUGGUAGUGGUGGAGAGGCUAGUUUGUCAACGACUAAGCGGCAUGGCGGCGGGAGGCUGGACGUCGGUAGGAGGGUGCUGCACCUCGCUGGAGGCGCACGGCGCGCUGCUGGCGGCGCUGGCGGCCUGCGCACUGGCGCUACAUUGUCGGUCAGUAUGUCACUGCACUCAUGGCGGCGGGACGCUGGACGCUGGACGCUGGACGCUGGACGCUGGACGUCGGUAGGAGGGUGCUGCACCUCGCUGGAGGCGCACGGCGCGCUGCUGGCGGCGCUGGCGGCCUGCGCACUGGCGCUACAUUGUCGGUCAGUAUGUCACUGCACUCAUGGCGGCGGGACGCUGGACGCUGGACGCUGGACGCUGGACGUCGGUAGGAGGGUGCUGCACCUCGCUGGAGGCGCACGGCGCGCUGCUGGCGGCGCUGGCGGCCUGCGCACUGGCGCUACAUUGUCGGUCAGUAUGUCACUGCACUCAUGGCGGCGGGACGCUGGACGCUGGACGCUGGACGCUGGACGCUGGACGUCGGUAGGAGGGUGCUGCACCUCGCUGGAGGCGCACGGCGCGCUGCUGGCGGCGCUGGCGGCCUGCGCACUGGCGCUACAUUGUCGGUCAGUAUGUCACUGCACUCAUGGCGGCGGGACGCUGGACGCUGGACGCUGGACGCUGGACGCUGGACGUCGGUAG
Chilo suppressalis (striped riceborer) is the source of this 1950-nucleotide messenger RNA. The record is from the annotation of a GenBank genome assembly. NCBI's taxonomy places the organism in Eukaryota, Metazoa, Arthropoda, Insecta, Lepidoptera, Crambidae.